AUGGCAGCGUCAUUGAGCUCGCCUGGGAGCUCAAGUUCUUCCUCUUUCGACCCGUAUUCUGAACAUGUCACAGAUCCAAAGUCACAGAAUAAGUCCCAAGUUGGAACGCCCGGACAAGAUGACAGUGAUGUUGCUGUUUCAAGUUCUCAUUCCUCUAGUCAGCCUGAUGUGCCUCACCGUGUCCCACGCGGCCACCGUCUGGAAACUGAAAAGCAGACAUCCGCUGCUGCUGCUGCUGCUGCUACCACCAACAAUGCUCAGUCCCGCCGGAAACGCAAACGCGGUGCAGCUGGUAACCAUCCAGUGGGACCCCAGGGCACAGAUUUUAAAUACUCCUCAGAGUAUGAUGGCCGUCAUUUUGGUGUGAAAUCCCAAUCAGACUCGCCGUCGAGUUCAGCGGAUGGCACGAAGCGUGUCAAGUUCAAAAAUGAUAUGAAACCGGACCAUACUGCCGACCCACUGCCAUCUGUGAAUACCAUACCCGCGGAUAAGUCCAAAUUACCAAGGGAAAUAUGGCAGCACAUUUUUACCUUUCUCUCGCCUGUUUCACUUGGACGUGUCUUGCAAGUUAAUCGCACUUUCAAAGCUCUGCUUACUACUGGUCAGCCGGAGUUGCCUUCAGGCCGUGCAACUCAUGGUUCACUAAAGUAUGUUAAUCCGGGUCACAUCUGGUCCACCUCUCGAAAGUCUUUUCAUUCGGGCAUGCCACGUCCGUUGAGCCCUUUGACUGAACUGGAUAUGUGGAAACUUGUUCGCGGGAUUUCUUGCCAGUUUUGCAAUAAAGCCGGAUCUCCUCCUUCACCAGAUGUUUUGCCUUUCGAGAGCGGUCCAGGGGAAAAUGGAGUUCGAAUCAUUUGGCCUUUAGCCGUUCGAUCAUGUGGAGAAUGUUUAAAAUCAAAUUGCGAGACAGAAAUGGACCUUCUCUUUUCUACUACUCUCCCUUCAGUCCUGGUGCCUGCUCUUCCGUUUGCCUUUUUAACUCCACCGCUGCACUAUGCUUCAUCGGUCUCCCUUCGUGGAAGCCAACCUCCAGUUGGCAUGGUCCUUACAAAACACUUCUUAAAGGCCCAAGUUGAGGAGUUGAAGUCCAGAUUCGAGGAAGUCAAAGCUUUAGGGCCCGCAGCCGCCGAGGAGUGGAUGAAAGGCCUAGAAGGAAAUGGCAAAGAGAAGAUUGCUGAUGCUGCACGAUGGGAACAAUGGGAAUUAGCUGGCGGCCUUCGCAGUCUUAAAUCGCCCCAAACAGUACAGCUUAACGGUAACAAGGCCCAGUCCAUUAAGCCCGAGCCAUCCGAUGCUAGCUCGAUGCGCCUCCCUAUUGGAAACCAGCGGCCAACCAGCCUUGGAACAAGUCCGCCAACGAGCAAUAACAGUACAGAUGCUGCUAUUACCGCUCGGCCUCGUAGCACAGGCGCACAACAGGGCUUCCCUCUCCCACCAAACUCCCAACUUCCUCGAGAGCGCAACCUUCGACAGGUUAACGAGGCCAAGGCGAGCCGUCGAACCGAAAUUGAGAGACGUUGCGCAGAACUUAAUCCUCCUCUUGCGCCUGAGGUGAUCAACCACAUGGAGUCGUUUACAGCCGCAAUCCAGAUUACACAUCCGUUUACCGACCGAGACUGGGAAAUCUUAAAGCCUCGUCUCUUGGCUCAACGUGAAGUCGCAGAACGUCGUGAGAAUGAUCGCAAAAUGCACGAUGCAAUGCUACAAGCAAAAUCAGACGAGCGCCGUCAACAGGAGGCGCAACUCAAGGAAGCCAAGGAGAUGCUUGAUCGCGAAUGGGAGGAUGUACAAAAGCCAAUCAAGGAGCGGAUGGCCGGCUAUGCCGAUGAGAUCAUUCGUGAAGGUUGGCGUGGAGGUGAAGGGGUUACAAAAGAAAAAUGCCCCAAGUUCGCAGCCGAUGUCAUUAUGUAUGUUCGGAAGAGAUUCUUGGAAGAUCUAGCCCAAGAAGAUGCGCGCACUCGUGCUGAAGGGAAGCCAAUUGAAGAAGAUUCUCCAAACGGCCCGCCACGACGCAAAAUCAUUCUGGAAAACAUGAAGUUCAUAUUUGACACGAAGAUCAAACUACUCACUGAACAGUUCCAAAAGGAAUUGUUUUUGUGCAAUGGUUGUGAUAACAAUGCUAAAUAUUAUGGCUUCGAAGGUGUGAUUCAGCAUUACGCGGCCAAACACACCAAUGUUCUCAGUUUAGGCAGUGUUGUUGUGCAUUGGCGAGCAGAAUGGCCUGAACGUCCUCCUUUUAACCCUGACCCAGCCUCUGCGAAGCUACUCAUGUAUGCGAUGCCACGUCCUCACGGCGGGCAAAACCACAUGGGAUACUCAAACCCGCAACCUUCUCCUGGCCCUUACAACAGAACGCCAUAUGGCACGCCUUACGCAUAUGGAACUGGCCCUUACCGACCUCCUUCUCCUCAAUACUAUCCUCCCCCACAAACUGGCUACGGGUUCUCUCCCCAACAGCCAGCUUACGCACCUGGGCCUUACGAGCACCCACAUCCGCCACCAGGCCCCACGUACUCUCCAUAUCCUGGCCAAGCAUACCCGCCUCCUUACGCUCCAGGAGAUCCGGCUCGACACCCAGGCCCGCCCUACCAACCGCCAUACAGUGGACCGAGUCAUGCAGCUGGGCCUUACAACCCUCCCUAUCCGCCUAGCGGACAUCAUUCAAGGCCGCCAGCUGGCGCUCACAAGCCCAACCAGGGAAGCCAAUCGUUUGGCCUAUACCAAACCCAUCUGGAUGAAAUUGCUAAGAAUGCUCGUAGUGUUUGGAACGGCACCUCGGGAAUCAAAGAUCUUCCUCACAACGUGCGAGCACACGUUGUGAUACACCAUGUUACCACCAGAUUUGUUGAAAAAUUCGGACAAGAACCAGCUUUGACUCUUUUCUCGGAUGGGUUGAAUUCCCACCCGCAAAUGAAGCCGAUCAGAAACCUCUGUGGUUUGGUCUGCAAGGCAUGUGCUGACAUGUCUAGCUCAAGACGUUCUCGUCAAUAUGAUGCUUCUCGAAGUGAUCGGAAAAUGUACCAUCUUCCAGCCCUCUUCAGCCAUUUCCAGUCCGUACACAUCGAUGCCCCGUCAGCUGCACCUGAUGGCACUCAGCCCGAUUGGAAAGUUCACAUGUUGCUCUUGCCGGACAAUGGGGUUGUGUCUUCUCUGGGGCAAGCCCCUGGCAUGGACCAAGCAAAGUUUCACCUAAUCACCUCUGCGUUUCCAUGGGUGUUCUCUCCAAUCACCGCACCGAUUGCACCAGCUCCGGUGAAAGCUAUAAACAAAUCAAACAUUCAUAGCACGUUCGAAGCAAAAUCUGGUGAGCACUCGAAACUCCCAGGUGGAGGUCAUGGUGGCAAGAAAUCAAACAAUCACUCAGGCCUUGAAGUUGCUGUCGAUGACUUCCCAAGAUUCGUCGAGUCUCCUGAUGAUCCAAAACAGUUUGAACCUCCCCGGGAAGAUGAAUAUGACCCGCAUAGACCUGCGUUUAUUGAACCUGUUCGGGAUUCCUAUAGUCGUGGUGCUCGUGGUAAUGCUGGACCUUCGGCUCCGCCUCGCGACAAGCUUCAUGGGAAGACCCGUCCAAUGGAGACAAUGCCAGGGGAAGAUACUGAAAUGUUAGACAGCAGACGCCCCCGGCAACGGCCUAAGUCUUCCGUUGGUCGUGCCCCAGGAAAGGAACGAGUCUCUAAACCUGGAGCCACGGAUGCUGCAGCCCCCGCCACAGGCAAUGGGCCUUCGCACCCUGGUGCAGACCGACCUGCGAGUCGAAACGUUUCCGAAGAUGGAGAAGUUGCUGAAUCAAACGAGCCAAGAGCAGAUGAAGCUCCGUCUCCCACCGAAGAGAUGAACGCUGCCGAGCAAUUCUUGAACAACUUUGUACCCGGACAAGAUCAGGGAGAUUUCGGAACCACCUCCCGAGGGUCGAACCCUCAAAUGCACCCGGAACCUAGAAGUAAAUGGCCCAAAACAGCUGCUGCAGAUGAGCGGGAAUGGCGUAUGUCGGGUAAUCCCCACGCUAGUGCUGAAGGUGGUCACACAGGUCCAUCAGGCCGCGGCGGGAAGCAUAAUGGAUGGGCUGGACGAGGCAAGAGUCCCGCUGUCGGACGUGAAUAUCGUGAUUUUGACCCAAGGGGCGAUGGAUUCGAUAUGCAUAGUGGCCCACCUUCCGUUAGGGGAGACGUACUGACGCCCGACCAAACUGAAGCCCGCGGCCGUGGCCGGCUACCUGCAGCUGACGCCAAGGGUGCACCAGAUGCUCGAGGCGGGCGGCCGCAUAAUAGAUUCGAUCGGUACGAAGCUCAAAGACAAGAAUCUCUGCGACCUCGCUCGCGGUCACCUCUGCCCCAAGAACGAGCUCCAGUAGAGUAUUACCGCAACCGUAGCCCGAGGACAAGACAAAGGGCUGCGGCGCUCGCAUCGGCAUCUCACCCGCAGGAAGCAUACGUUGAGCGUAUUCCACUCGACCAUCCUUCGUACGCCAGGGCGCCGCCGCAGGGUCAAUAUCGUUACGUUGAAGAAUACAUUGAGCCUCCGUACGAUGGUGCGGUAGAGUACGUUCCCGUACGUGUUGCUGCUCGCGAGCCGCAGAACGCUGGGCAGUACUACAUUGAACGUCCUGUCCACCGUGGCGUUCCACCAGAAUAUGUCGACUAUGAUAUGGAAUAUUCUCGACAGCCUGUCAUCGAACAGCCUCAACAUUAUUAUGCUGGAGCUGGUGCUCGAGAUAUUCCUGACGCUCCUCCUGCCAGUUCGCGCCGUGCUAGAUACAGGUAA
Molecule: messenger RNA, 4761 nt
Organism: Arthroderma uncinatum
Lineage: Eukaryota; Fungi; Ascomycota; Eurotiomycetes; Onygenales; Arthrodermataceae
Exons: 3
Coding region: 1-4761 (1586 amino acids)
Molecular function (GO): protein binding
Source: RefSeq, a predicted model, not a curated record